AUGAAACCUUGCACUCCGACGAGGCACUCCUGGUUCCACGAUAAAUUCAAGAAUAUCGAGGACAACCUGUUAUCCAGGCAGAAGAUCGACAAUCUGGAGCUGGUGUUGAAUUUUAUUCGCCAAUCCCCCGAGUUCCAACCCCUCACCAUCUCCGUAAUAUUGACGAAAUUUCAAUCGGCCCCCAUCGACGCUGUUCUCCGAUAUAUCAGAGCGAAUUCGAUCCAGACGUAUAAAGUGAGGGAUGGGCAAGCGAGGAACGAGUUGGAAGAAGGGAUCACUUGGUUAUUCACGAUCGACGACUUGAUCCUCGUCCAUUGGAAAUUGCAUGUUUGGAACGCGAACGAUCAAUACUUGAUCGUGUUCACGGGGAGAUCGCCGGUCGAGAUCCCCUUUUGGAGGGAUAUUUUCGAAACGUUGUGGAGGCGGUAUCACGCUUACAGGGUGAUGAUCGUCUCGGUCGGGGACGAUUUUCGAUGCGUGCUCACCUACAAACCUUUCGAGAGGCGCAAGGGUGAAUACGGGGUCGUGUACAAAACGUGUCUGAACGAGAUUCUGGGAUCUGCGAGGCUGUUCGAAAACUUUCAAAAUUUGAAUCAUUAUCCCGUGAACGUGUCGGUGUUCGAGUCUAUACUGAUGAAAAUUUCGUACGAUCGUAGGAACAGGUUGAGGCUGGAUAAAAUAGACGCGAAGGCGUUGCUCGUUCUCGAGAAGGCUAUGCGGGCGAAUUUCAACAUUAAAGCGGUGAGGAAGAGAAACAUCAAACGGGACCCGUUCUCGUUCCUGAUCAAAGACAUCGAGCGUGGAACAACCGACAUGUGCAUCACGGGAUUCUUCGUCAAGACUUACGAUCGUUUUCAAAAGUUUCAAUUCACCCCUUCCGUGUACGAGGACAAGAUAUGCUUCGUGAUGACCGAUUACGGCUUCAUACCCAACAUGUACGUGUUCUUCUUCCCUUUUCGAGCGCACUUGUGGCUCGUACUGAUAACGUACAACGUCGUGAUCACGUUGUUGUGGAGGCUCGUAAGGUAUCUCAGCUCGUUGUUCCGACGACGAGCGACGUUUUCCAACGAUCGUGCGAGGAUCAUCAUCGAGAACAGAGCGAAGAAUCUUCGGGGGAUGGAAUCUGUUUUCGGGGAUUCGGGGAGGAAACCACCGGAAAUUCCUCGAAUCGUGGAAAAAUUCUUCACCUUCUUCGAGUACCUUUGCUAUCCCAUACGGGACAGCGAGUACACGGCCGAAAGGGCGCUGUUGACCGGUAUACUUUUCUUCAAUCUCGUUAUAAGCGGUUUGUAUCAGAGUUUCCUGGUGUCCAGUUUGAACAAGCCGUUCCACUAUUACCAGUAUCGCACCGUGGACGAGGUGGUGAGGUCCGGGAAGACGAUGAUCACCAAGUACGAGAACUUGAAGCAGGCGUUCGUCGACUCCGAGCUGUGGGGUAGGAUUCAAGUGAUCGAGUUUCAACGAUCGACGAAAAAUAUCGUGUUGGCCGAGGAUAAGAUCUCGAUCACCAGACUCUACAAUAUACAACUGUUGCCUCACAGAUAUUACAACGAUCGUGGAAAAUCUUUGCUCUACAUGGUCGACGAGUGCGCGAUGACUUACAGAAUUUCUUAUAUUCUAAGGUUGCGCUCUCCGUACGCGGAAAGGGUGAAUUUCGUGUUGUUGAGGAUGACGGAGGCAGGCCUGCCCGAACACUGGAUAGACGAGAUGAAGUAUUUCGUUACGUUAUACAACAAGGGGGGGAUGGAAGAUUUCUUGAAAAUACACAAAUUGUCCCUCGGCUAUUACGUCUUGGCUUUUUUAUUGCUGUUCAUCGGUCUGCUUUUAUCCACCUUGAUAUUCUUUUGCGAAUUACAAGCCGCGAAACGAAACAGAAAAAGACGUUAG
Apis florea (little honeybee) is the source of this 1887-nucleotide messenger RNA. RefSeq lists its product as uncharacterized. The record is from RefSeq and is a predicted model, not a curated record. NCBI's taxonomy places the organism in Eukaryota, Metazoa, Arthropoda, Insecta, Hymenoptera, Apidae.